Messenger RNA from Melopsittacus undulatus (budgerigar), 1755 nucleotides. RefSeq names its product Rab interacting lysosomal protein (gene RILP). The transcript has 8 exons. Gene Ontology annotation, molecular function: protein dimerization activity. Bases 4 to 1155 code for a protein of 383 amino acids. NCBI's taxonomy places the organism in Eukaryota, Metazoa, Chordata, Aves, Psittaciformes, Psittaculidae. The record is from RefSeq and is a predicted model, not a curated record.
GCCAUGGCGGAGGCGCUGCGCAGGUCCCCGCCGCCCGUUUACCGCAUGGCCGAGGCGCUGGGGGCCGAGCUGCGCCGCCUCUCCGCCCGCUUCGGGCCCGAUGCCGUGGCCGGGCUGGUGCCGGUUGUCGUGCGGCUGCUGGAGCUGCUGGAGGCGCAGGGGGAUCCUGCGGCAGCCGAGGCGGAGGCCCCCGAAGCGGAGGACCCGGAGCAGCAGCUGUGGGAGGCUGAGCGCCGGGAGCGCGCCCUGCGUGUGCGCCUGUCCCACCUGGAGGAGCAGAACUGGCAGCUCCUGGGGCAGCUUGUGGAGAACCAGUCCCAGGAAGAUAACGUGGCACGCACGGAGCGGGAGGUGAUGCUGCGGCUCAAGGAGGUGGUGGACAAGCAGCGGGAUGAGCUCCGUGCCCAGGCCCAUGAGAUCGUCUGCAAGAGCCGAGACCUGGAGGCGCUGCAGGAGCAGCUGCAGCGCUUCAUGGCCAGGAACGAGGAGCUGCGGCACAAGGUGGCCGUGGUGCAGGCGCAGCUCAGGAGUGUGCUGGAGAAGAACUCGGACCUGGAGGCUGCGAUGCUGCAGAUCCAGAGGGGAGUGAGCAGGAGGGGCAGGGACACCUCCGAGAUCCAGCAGCCGAAGCCCAGCCUGGAGGAAGCUCCAUCCCCCCCGGAGGAGCCACAGCACCAGGAUGCAGGCAGGAGCCCUGCUCACUGCUGCUUCUCCAAGGAGGAGCUGCAGCAGAUCCUGCAGGAGCGGAAUGAGCUCAAGACCAACCUGUUCCUGGUGCAAGAGGAGCUGGCUUAUUACCAGCGGGAGCUGCUGAACGAGGAGAGGAUUCCCAGCCUCUUCUUGGAUGCGAUGAAGUCAACGAUCAAAAGGCAGAGGAAGAAAAUCAGGGCCAAAAUGCUGGGAACGAUGGAGGAGGCAGAGAGCAACGAUGAAGAUGAGGGCUCCUGCGCCACAGGCUCUGUGGAUGCUCAUCCUCAUCCUCCCGAAUCCAGGAUUAGGAGCUUCUUCGGGUUCUGGUAUCAGGACAGCAGCAAAGAUCCCCCCACAUCCAGCAGCCCCAGAGCCUGGGAAGUCAUCGACUCCCUGGAAUCGCAGCUGGAGCCGGAGGGUGAUCCCAGUGCCGGCUCCUCCGACAGAGCCACACCACCCCCCUGAUCCCAUGGGAAUGGCCUCACUGCAGCACUUCCUGGUGGCACAGCAGCACUGGCUGCUUCCCCAUGGCUGGUGAUGGGGAUGCCACGUGUGGAAAACCUACUGGGACACUUGGCUGUGGGUUUCCAGCCUGGAUCAGCACCUCCAGGCAUCUCUGCCCAUCAGCCACCCUUCCACUGUGCCCAUGGCUUAACCUGUGGGGGUCUCCAGUUCUCUGUGCCUGCAGCUCAGCACCACCGGGGUCUGCACCCUCUUCCCAUCCACUCGUGCCUCUUUCCAUCAAACACCUCUCCCACAUCCUGCCCCAUUUGGAUGGGGUUCAUCCCUGCAAUGUGAAGGUGGAGUUGGGGUAUCCGGCAUCAGCACACGGCUGGAAGGGGCUGCACACACUGCAGUAGGGGUCCGGAUGCUCCCCGAGCUGGGAGCAGCUGGGAUCAGCACCAUCAGUGCCACUCUGUGCCCUUCUGUACUGGGACCUCUUCCUGCUGCUGUUGGGACCUGGAAGCCAGGAACAAUCCUCAUGUUCCCAGGGAAGCAUCAAUCCCUUCAGGUGCUUUAGAACAGGAGCUGGAAAUAAAUCAGUCCCGUUUCUCCUCCGAGGUA